UAUAUAUAUAUAUAUAUAUAUAUAUAUAUUUUGGUGAUUUUGUCGCUAGUAAAGCAGAUUUACAAGUCUUUUGAAAGUCGGUCGGUGCAGACGCUGCUAAAUAUGGCAACAAAUUAUUGUUUCCGCCUCUGGGUCGAUAUUCACCUUCCCGGUACCAUGAGUAAAGCUUUUGAAGAGGGAAUUUCCCUUAUUCGGCUCUUAUAUAUUAUUGCUUGGUGUUGGGAGGCAAAGGCAAACUACUGCAUCCGUUUGUUUCAGGUUAAUCACUCAGAAUUAUAAUGGAAGAGGACAUGUCAAGCAUGAUAUCAAAUGGCAGAGUGAAUGCAACCGCUGAAGAUUCUGAUUCGAGCAGCACCACUUACCCGCUUCCUGCGAAAAAGCGUGCAAGACAUGGUAGCAAUGUCAUUAUGAGAUUCAAAGGUGUUGUACCACAACCAAACGGGCAUUGGGGCGCACAAAUAUAUGCCAAUCACCAACGGAUUUGGCUCGGCACUUUCAAGUCGGAAAAAGAAGCAGCCAUGGCUUAUGAUAGCGCGGCCAUCAAGCUUCGGAGUGGAGAUUCCCACAAAAACUUUCCAUUGACUGACACCACUGUUGAAGAGCCAAACUUUCAAAAUCUGUAUAGUACUGAAGCUGUCCUCAACAUGAUAAAGGAUGGUUCGUAUCAAUCGAAGUUUGAAGAGUUUCUAAGGACGCGUUCACAUAUUGCGGAAACAGAGAGUAGUUUGAACUUGGCUAGGCUGCAGAGUAAAGGAGUAUUGUGCAAACAACUUUUCCAAAAGGAGCUUACUCCUAGUGAUGUUGGAAAGCUAAAUAGGCUUGUCAUCCCAAAGAAAUAUGCCAUUAAGUACUUCCCACGUAUUUCUGAAACUGCUGAAGAUAAUGCAGAAGGGGGCUCCUCCAUGGAAGAUGUGCAGCUAACUUUCUAUGACAGAAUGAUGAGGUCAUGGAAAUUUCGUUACUGCUAUUGGAAGAGCAGCCAGAGCUUUGUGUUUACAAGAGGUUGGAAUAAGUUUGUGAAGGAGAGAUAUUUGAAGGCUAAUGAUAGUAUUAGUUUCUACUUGUGCGAGUGCAAAGAAGUAGCAAAAGAUGCAAACUCAUUCUGCAUCAUUGAUGUUAUCAGGGGUGAAAACAGUGACAGAUUGGUUUAUGAGCAGGCAAACCAAUAUGUUGGGAAGCAGCUGGAACUAAGGCUUGAAGUAACUCAUCAUAUUGACAAUGAUAUUGAUGAGAAGAAACUUGAAGAGGAACUCAAGGGACUCAAGCCAACACAUGAAACUGAAAAAAAAGGUUUUAGGCUCUUUGGCGUACAAAUCAUCUGAAGCAUAUAUGAUUUGCUAGUGGAAAUUUUUUUUGGGGGGGUAUUAGGUUGUCUCAGAUUUCUCAUUAGACCCUAUAAUAGUAUUGCCUCAAAUUUUUUGCUUGAGGUAUAUAUAUAUAUUUAGGAGAUUUAGGCCUUUUGAUGAACUAUCCGUUCUUUAGAAAGAUACCAUUGUUUGGAUUACUUCUGAAGGUUUUUAAUGACAUUAUACUGAUAACAAGCAACUAAUUUGAGAGAUAAAACAGUCAUACAUGAAUUGUUAAGCAUGAAAAGAUAAUUCCAGGAAAUCAGUAAUUCUGAUUUACUGAUAUUGUGGAUUGAUAUAAAUAACAUUAAUUGUAUAGUGCA
Messenger RNA from Corylus avellana, 1669 nucleotides. RefSeq names its product AP2/ERF and B3 domain-containing transcription factor At1g50680. Gene Ontology annotation, molecular function: DNA binding; DNA-binding transcription factor activity. The record is from RefSeq and is a predicted model, not a curated record. Gene Ontology annotation, biological process: regulation of DNA-templated transcription. NCBI's taxonomy places the organism in Eukaryota, Viridiplantae, Streptophyta, Magnoliopsida, Fagales, Betulaceae.